Lactuca saligna is the source of this 702-nucleotide messenger RNA. Lineage: Eukaryota; Viridiplantae; Streptophyta; Magnoliopsida; Asterales; Asteraceae. The record is from the annotation of a GenBank genome assembly.
AUGUCAAAGCCUCUUUAUGAGUUUGGCCCUAAUGUUAAUGUCGUCAAAGGUCCUCAUGCCCAUGAUUUUCCCAUCAUCAUUCAAGCAAACAAUGUGGAGUUCUCUGAUUACAUCCCAAAGCAUUUCAUGAACUCAGGAAAAGACUUCGUUGACUAUGUCAAAAGUUUCCCGCUUCGAUAUCCCUUAUGCGACUUCCUAGAGCCAUUCUACCCUAAACAAGAUGCAAAAUGGAUUGUAAAUACCUACAUUAUUCAAUCCUCUGACUCUGAAGAAGGGGAUGAUGAGGUUGAUAGUGAAGAAGGCGUUGAUGAAGAAGAAACUGAUAAUGAGAAAGAUGAAUUAUCCACUGAUAAGGGAGAAGUCUUUGUUCAAGGAAUGAACUCUCCUCCAAGGAUGAACAAACACAUUCGAUUCUUAUCUACUUCUUCAUCCACUCCAUUUACAGAUGAUGUUCUACAACGUGGAUCAACCCCACAUUUUGUGGAAACUACUGAGCCACUUAUUCAAGAUGUAAUUUCUCCAAGAACAACGUCUCCUCAUCAACAAGUUGAGACUGUUCCUCCUAUGCCAACACAUAUUCAGACUGCUACUAUUUAUCAAGGGGAAUCAAGCUCCAAUUUUGACACAACUGUACUCUCUCAAUUUUCUCUAUUAGUAAAAACAACUCAAUCGUUGGGAGAAAGAUUGUCUAAAGUUGAAUAG